This is a messenger RNA of Salarias fasciatus (jewelled blenny), 2334 nucleotides long. RefSeq names its product cryptochrome circadian regulator 1a (gene cry1a). Lineage: Eukaryota; Metazoa; Chordata; Actinopteri; Blenniiformes; Blenniidae. Gene Ontology annotation, biological process: circadian regulation of gene expression; entrainment of circadian clock by photoperiod; negative regulation of DNA-templated transcription. Gene Ontology annotation, molecular function: FAD binding; DNA binding. Gene Ontology annotation, cellular component: nucleus; cytoplasm. The coding region runs from base 1 to 1902 and encodes 633 amino acids. The record is from RefSeq and is a predicted model, not a curated record. The transcript has 13 exons.
AUGGUCAUUAAUACGAUCCACUGGUUCAGGAAGGGCUUGCGGCUCCACGACAACCCGUCGCUGAAGGAAUCUGUGGUGGGAGCGGACACCGUCCGCUGCGUGUACAUCCUCGACCCCUGGUUCGCGGGAUCUUCCAACGUGGGCAUCAACAGGUGGAGGUUUCUACUGCAGAGUCUUGAGGAUUUGGACUCCAGCCUCCGAAAGCUCAACUCGCGUCUGUUCGUGAUCCGAGGCCAACCCACUGAUGUCUUUCCCAGACUCUUCAAGGAGUGGAAGAUUACCCGCCUGUCCUAUGAGUACGACUCGGAGCCCUUCGGGAAGGAGCGAGACGCCGCCAUCAAGAAGCUGGCGUCCGAGGCCGGAGUGGAGGUGACGGUUCGCAUCUCCCACACGCUCUAUGACCUGGACAAGAUCAUAGAGCUGAACGGGGGCCAGUCCCCCCUCACCUACAAGCGGUUCCAGACGCUCAUCAGCCGUAUGGACGCGGUGGAGGUUCCCGCCGAGUCCAUCACCGCCGAGGUCAUGGGGAAGUGCGCCACGCCGCUGUCCGAGGACCACGACGACAAGUUCGGGGUCCCGUCCCUGGAGGAGCUGGGGUUCGACACCGAGGGCCUGUCGUCGGCCGUGUGGCCGGGCGGAGAGACCGAAGCCCUCACUCGACUGGAGAGGCAUCUGGAGAGGAAGGCGUGGGUCGCCAACUUCGAGCGUCCCAGAAUGAACGCCAACUCGCUGCUGGCGAGCCCGACGGGCCUCAGCCCGUACCUGCGCUUCGGCUGCCUCUCCUGCCGCCUCUUCUACUUCAAGCUCACCGACCUGUACCGGAAGGUGAAGAAGAACAGCUCGCCGCCGCUCUCGCUCUACGGCCAGCUGCUCUGGCGCGAGUUCUUCUACACGACGGCGACCAACAACCCCUGCUUCGACAAGAUGGAGAGCAACCCCAUCUGCGUGCAGAUCCCCUGGGACCGCAACCCCGAGGCGCUGGCCAAGUGGGCCGAGGGCCGCACCGGCUUCCCCUGGAUCGACGCCAUCAUGACGCAGCUGCGGCAGGAGGGCUGGAUCCACCACCUGGCGCGGCACGCCGUGGCCUGCUUCCUGACCCGGGGCGACCUGUGGAUCAGUUGGGAGGAGGGCAUGAAGGUGUUCGAGGAGCUGCUGCUGGACGCCGACUGGAGCGUGAACGCCGGGAGCUGGAUGUGGCUGUCCUGCAGCUCCUUCUUCCAGCAGUUCUUCCACUGCUACUGUCCGGUGGGCUUCGGGCGCCGGACCGACCCCAACGGGGACUACAUCCGGCGCUACCUGCCCAUCCUGAGGGGCUUCCCGGCCAAGUACAUCUACGACCCCUGGAACGCGCCGGAGGUGGUGCAGAAGGCGGCCAAGUGCAUCGUGGGCGUGCACUACCCCAAGCCCAUGGUGCACCACGCCGAGGCCAGCCGGCUCAACAUCGAGCGGAUGAAGCAGAUCUACCAGCAGCUGUCCUGCUACAGAGGCCUCGGCCUUUUGGCGACCGUUCCCUCCAACUCGAACGGGAACGGGAGCGGCGAGCCGUCCGCGGACGCGAUGGGAUUCCCCGUCGAGACGCCGCACGCCGCCGCCGCCGCCGUUGCCGCCCCGUCUCCCGCCGUUCCGGGCUACCAGGUGCCGGUCCCCCCGCAGGCCGACUGGCAGAGCGGCGUCAUGAUGUACCUGCAGGGCGACGGCCAAGGCGCCAUGCAGGGCCCGGAGCUCCACGGCGGGGGUUACCAGGCCGGUGCCGGCAUGAUGCGCUACGCUCAGCAGAUUCCCGGUGCCGCCGCGCAGAAAGGACCCGAUCAUCACUCCGCCGCUCCGACCAGCAGCAAGCGCCACAGCGAGGACGCCGGCAGCGGGAAGAGCUCCAAACUUCAGAGGCAGAGCAACCACUAAAGAGGUUCCCCUGUCCACCCCCCCCCCCCCCCCCCCCCCCCCCCCCCCACCCGCAUCGUGUAAACAGCCAAACAGGAAAUGGACACUUCUCAUUUUGUUACGGCACUACGAGGCUGCAUGACCCUCGACCCCCCCCCCAUUCAGAUCCACUCACAUGUCUCCGUCCUGGGGCUGCGGAUCCUGGACCCCCCCCCCCCCCCACCCCCACCCCCACCCGGCCCGGACAGGCUGUUACACUGUGCGUAUCUCCGGCUUACUAUUCCUUGUGUAUAUAAUGAAUUUGCUAAUUUGCAGCUCACAUACAACUUGUACAUAUUUGGAUAUUGUAUGUGUGUCUCUCUCUCUUUGUGUAGCCAUAGACCCACUGAUAUAUUUUUGAUAUGAGAUAUCAUUGCGGAUGGAUUCUUCCUCUGGGAAAAUUUUCAAUAAAAA